This is a messenger RNA of Hipposideros armiger (great roundleaf bat), 8141 nucleotides long. It is a transcript of the gene HAUS6, whose product is annotated as HAUS augmin like complex subunit 6. The coding region runs from base 87 to 2948 and encodes 953 amino acids. Gene Ontology annotation, biological process: spindle assembly. Lineage: Eukaryota; Metazoa; Chordata; Mammalia; Chiroptera; Hipposideridae. Gene Ontology annotation, cellular component: mitotic spindle microtubule; HAUS complex. Gene Ontology annotation, molecular function: microtubule binding. The transcript is spliced from 18 exons. The record is from RefSeq and is a predicted model, not a curated record.
AGUCGCUCCUCCUCCGGAAGUCAGGCGGCGCGCGCAAACCGCUCUGCCGGAAGCGCGGGAUUCUUGUGACACUACCUACCGCGAAGAUGAGCUUGGCCUGGGUCACUUCUUUUGAGAAGGCGCAUCUCUGGAUGUAUCUGCAGGCGCUUGGCUUCGAGCCAGGCCCGGCGACCAUUGCCUGCGGAAAGAUCGUGUCGCACACGCACCUCGGAGUGAACAUGUUUGACAAGCUGAACCGUGAUGCCUUUCACAUAGUUUCUUAUUUUUUGUUUCAAACGCUGGACCAGUCUCUCACCAAAGAAGUUUUCAAACUUUGUUGGCCUCCAUUUGACCAAAAAACUGAUGCUGAAUUCCGGAAACAUUGCUGUGAAUGGUUAAAAAAGAUUUCUGUUGAAUGUGGAAGUAGCUUUCCUCAAGUUCUUGGUUCACUAUUUCUUUCUCCUGGUGGUCCUAAGUUUAUUCAUCUGAUGUAUCAUUUUGCAAGAUUUGUUGCAAUAAAAUAUAUAAAAACCCAUUCUAAAAAUUCAUCCAUACGUUUAACAGAGACAUUUAAUAUAAAGCCACAAGAUUUGCACAAAUGCAUUGCCAGGUGCCAUGUAGCACGUAACAGAUUUUUACGUAUUUUACAAAGAGAAGAUAUUGUUUCCCGAAAAUAUCAGGAAAACGCACAAUUGUUAAUUAAACAAGUACGACAUUUGAGAUCAGAAUAUAUAGGACAUCGAAACCAAAUAAAAAAAAUGGAACCUUAUGAUGACCAAAGUAAUAUACAAGAGAAAGUUCAAAAGGUUCGGUCUUUGUGGGCUUCAGUGAAUGAAACUCUCACGUUUUUGGAAAAUGAGAGAGAAGUUGUUAGUUCAGUCCUUAGUCUUGUUAACGGAUAUACUUUAGAUGGAACUAAUGUUACUAUCAAUGUUCCAGGGCUGUUACUCGACAAAAUUGAGAAACAAAUAUGUCAGUUGCACAUAGGAAAUGUUUAUGAGGCUGGAAAAUUGAACCUGUUAACAGUUAUUCAGUUAUUAAAUGAAGCCUUGAAAGUAAUGAAAUAUGAACAUUGUCAGGCUGACCAAGCAAGACUGACAAUAGACCUUCGCUUCCUUGAAAAAGAGGCCAAAUUUCAGGGAGAAAGAUUAUCGGAUCUGAUGCAUAUGAGGCAUAAAUUAAAAGAAGAUAUUACAACUGUAAGACAUUCAAUUGUUGAGAAACAAGGAGAAUGGCAUAAAAAGUGGCAAGAAUUUCUUGGUCUGUCUCCUUUCAGUCUAAUUCAAGGUUGGACUCCAGUGGAUCUUUUGCCACCUAUGUCUCCCCUUUCGUUUGAUCCUGCCUCAGAAGAAGCAUAUUCAAGAAGUAUUCUUUUGCAGUAUCCUGCUUCACUUCCAGAUACAUCUAAGCAACAUAGUCAGGAAAACGUUUGCAGAGGAGUCAGUGAUGUACUAGGAGCUGAAUAUGAUCCGGCCAACAGUUCUGCUGCUUUCUCGUUGCAGCCAGUGUCAUCAUCAGUUGGAGACAGUGUUACACUAUUUGAACAGGACACAAAGAGGAGAACACCUAGACAGAAAAAUGAAACAAUUUCUAAGAAAACGCCAGAAUUUGAAGUGGAAUACUUUCCUUCAUCAAAUAUUGCAAAGAAUAAAGAGAGUAGUAGUACAUUUGCAGGGUCUCUGCCAGUUAAAAAAAGUGAUCCAUUCCAAAAAGAGCAAGAUCAUCUGGCAGAAGAGGUUGCAAGGACAGUUUUAUCUGAUUCACUACAGCCCUUCAUGGGAGAAGAAGUAAAAUUAGAGGACCUGAUUGAUUCUCUAGUUUCUAAUCCAUUCCUAACAAGGAGCCAAAUUCCCCGAACUCCAGAAAACUUGAUAAGUGAUAUUAGGAGCUCAUGGAGAAAAGCUAUUGAAAUGGAAGAUAACAGAAGUACAGAAGCAAUUCAGAUGGAUACUGAACAUAGAGAAGUGUUGCCAGAAUCCUUAUCUGUGUUGCAUAAUCAAAGAGAAUUUAGCAUGGCCAGUUUUUUCUCAACAACCACUGAAUCUGAUUAUAGCCAUUCUCAUUUGCCUGAACAGAAAGUUGUUUCAGAUUGCCUCAAGUGUGUGCCUCAGACACAUGUGAUGACCAGUCACAUAAGUGAACCAACAACACAAAAUCAGUCAGAUUUGUUGAAUAAGAAAAUAAUCUGCAAGCAAGAUUUGGAGUGUACUGCUUUACAUAACAAGCUUUUAGAAACUAGCCAAAUAGAGACGCUCUCCCCUGCUGUAAGCAGUAGGAGAGAUGUGAUAGGUAGUAGCAACGGUAAGGAUAUUAAAAUAUCAGACUCCUUGCAGACUUCUUACAAAGAACCUUCCAUGCAUAAAAGUAUGUUAUGGAACUCUUUUCAAAUAACAAGUGGACUUAGUUCCAGCAGUUUUAAGGAUAUUGAUUUUGGCAUAUUACAUGAAACUCUUCCAGAAGAACUUGGUCACUUAAGUCUUAAUAGCUCCAGUAGUACAGAGUCCAAUUUUAAACUGGAACCAAAUACUCCUAUGCACAGUGGCAUUUUUACAGAAGAUGUGGGAGAAAGACAGACUACUCCAAAGUCAGACUUCAGGUUACAGGCUCUUUGCAGUAGAUAUGAGGCUCUGAAAAAAUCUCUGUCCAAGAAAAUGGAAGAAACAUACCUCUCUAAUUCUGAAACCCCUGAAGGACACAAACCAGAAUUGAGCCCUACUCUACAAAACAUGCAAACAGGUGAUAUGCUUAACUUGUUGGACACUGAUGAUUUGCCCAUUGACUGUACAAAGCCAUCUUUACGCAUGUCCCUUGAUGAAAGAAAACGGUCUCUUUCACCACUAAUUAAGUUUUCUCCAGUGGAACAAAGAUUGAGGACCCCAAUACCAUGUAGUGUUGGAGAACUUCUACCUAAUUUAAAAGAAGAAGAAAUCUUGAAUAAGAGCCUUGAUGCAAAAGAAUCUCUGACUUGAAAAGAUGAAGCAGUAGCCCAGUUAAUUUGACUGUGAUGCACUUCAUUUGAAAACUGAUUUAUAAUUUAAAUACACAUUGGAAGUGUAACUUUUUCAAGGUCUAAAAAGUCUUAAUGCCUUUUAGCUUCCUCUAAUGUUUUUAGGUAAGAAGAGCAUGUUUGGAUUUUCUGUUUUUAUGGAUAUGGGGUUGAAAAGUGAAAUAUUUGGAAAGCAACAUAAGUUAUGUGUAGCCAUUUUGAUUUUCUUGACUAGUCUUGUAAGCAUUAAAUGGCAAAGUAGUAGUUUAAUUUAUUAUGUUUUAAUUUCAGUUAACAUAAGGACGAGUAGUUUUUGAUGUAUUUUUAUGAAGUGGUUAACAUAAUAGCCAUUGAAUACACUGAUUUUUCAUUUUAGGGGAAUUACAAUUUUUAUUGUUUCUUAAUGGAACAUUCUGGUACUAACCAAAAAAAGUGAGAAAAAUAGUGUCUUGAGAUGUAUAGUCAAGAUGACAAGGUUUGGGAAAGCUCCAAAUAGGCUUAAUGAUUCAAGUAGGUUGCUCCUGAAAAAUGAUGUUUGGUGGAAUAAAGGGCAUGUGAUAAUAAGUGAACACUGGGCGGAAUGGAUUCAGGAAGAAGGAAAAAGAUGACUAGACACUUUUAAGGAACACUAUCAAACUGUGAAAUCCAUUCAGUGGGUUGUGUAGCAGACUUAUAUUUAGUCUAAUUUAGACUUUGAGACUUUAGCUUAACCCUAGUUUUAUAUUUUAACAGAAAAAAUGUAAAUUAAAAAGUUUAUAUGUUUGUUGUUUUUUUUUUUUGGGGGGGGCACUGUUUUAGAGGAAAGGUGCUUAUUUUGAUUAUAUUACUUUCCUCAUAAACCAUCAGUUCCCCACUGCCUACAGAAUAGCCUCAAAAUAACUUGAGAAAACUGAAUUUUGGGUUAAAUAACUUGUUCACAGUGUCACACAGCUAAGUUAGUGGUGAAACUAGGGUUUGACCCUAUUUUCCUUCCUUAAUAAACCACGAGACCCCUAGAAGUAACUAAAAGGCCAGGACAACAGACUAUGGCUGCAGGAAUGGGCCUCCUGCUUACCUACUAGACUGAGUGGGAGUCAGAUGUGAGGCCUCUUGUACAGUAAGUAUCCUGCCUCACUCAGUCAUGGCCCCUGGCCAGGAAAAGGGCUUUAAUGAUGAGUACAUGCCAUGGCCCUCUGUGAACCAGGAGAAAUGAGCUCACACUGGAAGGGUGAUAGCACCUACAGUACCCCUCUGUCUAGUCCCAACUCUUAACCAUCAAAACUUGUUCAUUUGCCAAGAAACUGGCCAGGAGAAGAGAAAAGGGGAGAGUUCUGGAAGUGGUUCAUCUUUCUUCAUUCAUUUUAGGCUGAUUUUCUUUUGAUUGUUCAGUCCCAGUUUUAAGGCCAGUCUUUUUUGUGACAUCAGAAAAAAAAGCACAUACUUGCAAUAGAAAGGAAAGAGGAAAAGCUUUUCCUAAGGUGCUAUAUUCCUUUAUUAGUUAAUUCAACAAAUAAGGGACUCUGCAGGUCAACUGGGAAACUAUUCUCUAGUCUGCCUUAAGAAAACUCAGUAUCUGUGAGUCCAAAAUUAACAUUUUUAGGGAGGAGGUAGGGCCAUCACUAGCAUCUACAAAGUAUAUCAGGGCCAUUCCUAGCCACUUAAUAUAUAUAGUUUCAUUUAAGUCCUUUUAACUGUUAAGAGAGUGGUUAUUAAUACCUAUUUUACAGAUGAUACUGAAGCUAGGGAACCUAAAUGACUUGUCUAAGUUGGAGUCAAGGAAUCAUCUGGGAUACAUCUUAAUAUAGGUGCCAUAGGUCUAAAAUGGGGAUUAGGGAUCUUUAUUUUAAAUAUGCUUCCCUGGUAACUGAGACUCAAUAAAAAGCUUAAGAACCACUGCUAGGGGAUAUUCACAUUUAGUCCUGGGGUACCUUAAAGAAGCAGGUCCACUAGUGCAUAAAUACUAAAGAGAUCAUUAACUAUCUGAUGAAACGCAAGUUCACCAAUAAGUGUGGGAGGCCCUUAAUUACUGAGAACCCAAAUAUCAAAAUAUCUGUGGACACUGGAUUUACAAAAACCACAUCCUUCAGUGAGUUAUGCCUGUGAUAGGCUGGAAGUUUUAGGCAGUUUCCUGUCCUUUGCAUGCCAGUAGUAUAAACAAAAAUAUCUCAAAUCUGUCACUUUCUCCUUGGCCAUUUUAUGACCUGUCUUUAGUCUUUCCUAUCCAAUAUUGCCUGCAUAGCUGCCUUUUUGACAGAACAAAGGUUCUGUCACUUCUUUGUUUAAAAUGCCAUUAAUUUCAUUGCCAAUUCCAGAACAGAGUUCAAAUAUUGGGCUGUCAGAAAAGUCAUGACACAUUGUUUGCAACGAAAACCAGAAAAAAUACGUCAUGACUUUUCCGACAACCCAAUAUAAAGGAUUUUAAGGCUCCCUACAUAUAUUUCCUCUAUUCUGCUUUCCACUAUGAUCUCCCAUUUUUUACUGAAAUGCUUUGGUGAGCAUGGGUCUUUAGAAAUCUUAAUUCACAAUGUUGAAGCUGGAAUACUUUACAUUUGUCUCCCAGAUUAUUACAAUUAUAGCUGUCCCUUAAAGCUAAGUAAGGCUCAGAAUAAUCCCACUUCAACGCUGAAGUCUUAAUCUACCCUUUCCAUGUCCAUGGGCCUGUCCCUUCUCGGAAAUCCAUGAUUUAUCUUUUAUUUAGUAUUUUUCAUUUAUUUUAUCAUAUUUUUCAUGGUUGUAUGUGCUCUCUAGUUAUACCAAUUAUACACAUACAGACAGACAGACAGACACACACACACACAUACACACCCUACCUAUGUAGAUGUGUGUCUGGGGUGUGCCCACACAUAUUUCAACCAAAUAUUGAAAUACUGGAAUUGUUAGAUGCUUCUGUGAUGGAAUUAGAGUAAUGAUAGAGGGCUACUUUAAAACUGUAAAUGUACUUUUUCUCAUUACAUUCAUAGAUUACAUAGAAUGUACCUUGUUUUACUGACUAUUUGUAAAAUAAAGUGUAAACUGGCUUCUAUGUUAACUUGAAACCAGAUAAUGCCAAAAUGUCCUGGUUAUUUUCAGUGUUUAAAGAGGACAAGCAUGUAAUGUUACUUAACAUGAAAAGUGUUAUCAAGUGGAAUAAAGAAUAUUUGAGGUUAAAGAAAAACAUUUGGAGGUAAUUUAACUGAAAACAAAAAUACAAGUAUUUUGAAACCAUUCUUUACCAUGUGUUCCUUAACCAUGAUCUGUGGAGUCAAUUUUAUCUAAAGAAAAAACGAAUUCUUGAGACCUUAUAAAAGGAAACCUUAUUUUUUCUACUCUGAGUAUACUGAAGUUAAAGAAAAUAUGUUUAAGAACAUUUUCCUCAAUGUAAGGAAAGUUUUGUUCAAGUAAAAUUUUCUUUUCACAUUAAUUGCAGAUACAUAGUUGCUCUUUCUUCUCAUGCACUGUGAAUGUCAAGUCUACAUCCUAAAGUUAAAUUAUCUGUGAGUCGCUUUUGGGACUAUUUGUAAAUAUGUUCUACAUACUGGAGUCUUGAAUAAACAUUCAAUAUACCACCGAUUCUGGAAUUUUCUAUAUAUCCAAAAGAACCAUGCCCUGCAUAUUAUAAAAUGAUCAUAUAUAAAGUUAUAUCAGUAACUUGAUCAACAAAUUUGUAUGCUUCAGUGAUUCAGGUAAGUAUUUUGUUACUCCAUUUUAAUUACUAGAUUUACUAAAUGUAUUUUAAAAAGUACAUCUAUACUUCUUUUUUCAUCUGGAGUUUUUAUACUAACUUAUUGCCAAAGGCCCCAAUUAGACAAGUAUAAUAACUUACAUCUGGUUAGCUUGUUCUUCAUGCUUAGGGACCCUGCCAUCCACAACUGCUGCUAUUUUAAAGGGUUUAAAAAAUAUUAACUAUAAAGCCUUGGAAAUUUUAAAGUCCUGUCACUUAUAUUUAACGUCUAUUUACAGAGCUAAUGUCUCAUUUGUAAAAAGAGAUGAAAAGAGUUGAUCAGGUUACGUGGCUCCAAAAUAGAUUGCAUUUAAAACAAUCUUUUAAGGCAGCUAGCUGGAAAGGGACAUUUUAGGUCUGUUCUGAUUUCACUGUAUCACAGUGCCAAUCCAAAUUAGGAGUCUUAGAAUCCUUCCCCCAAAGUAGGUAAUCUAAGAAUCUGAUUCAAUAUUAUCCAACUUCUAGAUACAGAUGGGAAAGUGAUCUUGUGCAAAGUGAGUAAAACACAGAGAAGUCAUUUAACUUCCUGGGCUUCAGUUUAUAUCUGUAAAAUUAGGGGAAUUAUAUCAAGUAAUGUACACCUAAAAAUACUAGUAUUUUUAUAAUUAAGUUUUCUGUCGGAGUAAGUAGUGGGGUGUAAUAGGAGAGGGGGGAGGACCUGUAAUCAUAUUGCCUAGGUUCAGCUGUAUGACCUUAAUUUGGUCAUACCAGUUUUCUCAUCUGUUAAAAGUAAUUUACAUCAUCAAUUGUGAGGAUUAAAUAAGAAAACGCACACCAAGUAUUUAAGAAUACCUGGCAUUUAGUAAGGGCUCAAAUGUUUAACUAGGCUCCAUGUCCAGUAAUUUUAGGGUGGGGAAAAGAAUGGCUCAGUAGGUAGUAUUGAUAGCUGACACACUACUGAGUCUGUGCCAUUCUAAAUGUUUCCAUGUUUUAAUUCAAUCCUAACAAUCCUAUUUUGUAAUGCUAUUCUUUUCCAUGUUUUACAAAUGAGGAAACAAAUUAAGUACUUUUCCCAGUUCACAGAGCUAGUAAGUGAAGAGACUAGAAUACUAAGUCGGCUCUCAGCUCAAACGGUGUAGCUUCAAAACCAACCACUCUGCUACCGCUGCUAUGAAACUGCUAAGGCUAUGGGGGCUAAGAUCACAAAAUCAAAUUGACUAAGCAACAUUUGUGCGCAGUCAGGAUCUUUUGAUUUACAUAUUAACCACCUUCAAAUUAUUUCAAAUAAGACCAUAUUUUAAAUUGCUAACGGUAAAUGUUUAUUCAUGAUUGAAGCCAAGAAGACUUUAUAAAUGCAUUUUAAUACCUUGCUGAUAAAAUAGUAACAUUCCAUCUUUGCAAUCUUGUAAGGAAUACAGGAAGAUAUUAAAGGCUUUGAUGUGUAUAUCUAUUAUAACCAGGUAAUCAGAACACACACACACACACACACCACCACCUACUUUAGUGUUACACCAUACCAACUUUUCAGAAAGGCCAUCUUGAAGCUCUACUGGGUAA